Cornus florida is the source of this 735-nucleotide messenger RNA. RefSeq names its product iron-sulfur assembly protein IscA, chloroplastic. Gene Ontology annotation, biological process: iron-sulfur cluster assembly. The transcript has 3 exons. The record is from RefSeq and is a predicted model, not a curated record. Gene Ontology annotation, molecular function: protein-macromolecule adaptor activity; iron-sulfur cluster binding. Lineage: Eukaryota; Viridiplantae; Streptophyta; Magnoliopsida; Cornales; Cornaceae. Gene Ontology annotation, cellular component: chloroplast stroma. Bases 100 to 621 code for a protein of 173 amino acids.
UACUAUCUCUUUACUUUUUGUCUAUGCAUCUGCCCUCAACAUAUACAGAAACUCUCUCUCUUUUUUAUUUUCUCUCUUGUUUUGUCAUCGGUGCCUCCAAUGGCGUUCUCUGCGACUUUGCGUUGUCCCUCUCUAUUCCGCCUUCCAAAUAGUUCACGCCCUUUGCCUCAGACCUCUACUUCUUUGUCCUUCCGAUCUUCACCGGCAGUUCUCAAACAGAGAAGAUCAUUGGCAAUUCGAUCCGCUUCUUCAAUCGAAGCACCACCAACAUCAGGGGGUCUUGCGCCUGCAAUUUCUGUGACGGAUAAUGCACUGAAGCAUUUGAAUAAGAUGAGAUCUGAGAAGAAUGAAGAUUUAUGUUUAAGAAUUGGUGUUAAACAGGGUGGAUGCUCUGGUAUGUCCUACACAAUGGAGUUUGAGAACAGAAAAAACGCCAGACCAGAUGAUUCCAUCAUCGAAUACAAUGGUUUUGUGAUUGUUUGUGAUCCAAAGAGUCUUCUAUUCGUUUAUGGGAUGCAGUUGGACUUCAGUGAUGCACUUAUUGGUGGAGGCUUCUCUUUCAAAAACCCGAAUGCAACGCAAACUUGUGGCUGUGGUAAAUCAUUUGCAGCUGAGAUGUGAAAACUUGUACAUGGAAAAUUACGCAUAGAAUUAAUUUGUCAUAAGAAAAACCUAGUCUAUUUGAUAUUGUAAUGAACUGUUUGGUUGAGAAUCAUUAAGUCAUUGUUUCUGAAA